CGGGAUCGUGUCGACGUCUAACAAUAAUAGAGACGUUUUCCGAAAAGGGAUACACUAAAAGACGUUUUCCACAUAACAACACAAUGAUACACGGGGAGACCAGAUAGCUUUAGACAAAAUAAUAAAGUAAACCAGCCCAUAUUAAAGCCCAUUUAAAUUUAUAGAACAAUGCAAUUAAACGUGCGUGAAAAACAACAGACAUAGCUCAACAAGUGUGACAGAUUGACGAUUGACAUGAUCAUAUGCAUGAAAUGACACAGCCUAGCUGAAACAAGCGCUAUGAUCGCUACUAGCGACCCCACGCCACCAUGGCUGAUGAAGAAGUUAUACCUCCAACCUUCCAAGAGAAACUACUAUUCUAUACCACAGCCAGUUUUGUACUCCUCGCCACAUUUAGCCUUUUCGCUUUCUUAUUCUUAGUACCAUUUGUGAUAGAGCCAGCGUUCACGACAAUAUUCAUGCAAUUCGAUCCUGUAGCAGCAUUAUGUGUGACCGCACAAGUAAAACAUUUGGUAGGUGCAAGCAACUGUUCGUGGGCAUCCUGCAGAGAAGGUUGCACCAAGGAUCUAUUUGAAUGCACCCAAAUACGAGUGAACUACAAACUUGGCGAUUAUCCUAAUAUAACAGCGACUGACGUUGAAAAUUUGGUGCGGGUAGAAAGAGCUCUGAGAAAGGAUUACGAGUACGAGAAUUACGAAUCUUCAGCCGACAAAUCAUACCCAGAUAUGCCUGAAGAUCAAGAUUUGCCGGACGUGUUACCCACAGGUCUUCAGGGGAACGACUCAGAAUGGUACUUCACGGGUGCUCGCCUCUUCCCAAACGUGAAAGGGUGUGGUUACCCACCCAUUUUGAAUUGCACGAUUUUCUAUGGGAAGUACAGACCCUUAGGCACAAACUAUACUUGCUACUACAGCAGGGUGGACCCCGGUUUGGUGAUAACCGAAUUGGAUAUGUGGCAGAACACGCUGAAUCUGGUGUACGCGAUGGCUAUACCAAUACCGUCUUUCAUAAUAUCGGUGAUAUAUUUAACGUUUGCGUACUUUAAGAUAUACAAUACUGAGGAGGAAUCUGAACAGGAGCCGUUGAAGAAUGAUGCUGAAGCAAUGGCUACGGGAGAUGAUGAGAAGCCAACAACUCCUGGCUCUGAUACAUUCAGAGAGGAUCUAGCACGGUUUGGGCAUCAAUUGAAAAUGCAGUUAGCAAAUGAGAAUUCAAAAGAAGGUUUUGAAUCCAACAGUCCGCCAAUUUCAAACUCUGCUUCUUUAUCUGGGACCAAGUCAUCCUUCGUGAACGCCUAACCUGAAACUUAACAACAAUAAAUACCACACAAUAGAGAUGACAGGAUUCCUGAAGAGUUCUGAAGUUACCUGAAGGUUACGGUUAUAGAGUGUACCACGAGUUAAGGUGAAUUUAUAUGAAAAAGAAACAAUUUAGGCAGAAUAAUAAGUGGUCGAUUGUGAUUUUGUACAAACAUACAAUAUUAUGUAUAUCUCACUCGUUUACUCCUAUAGGAGUGGAGACGAGUGUAAAGGGGAUAGCUUAAUGAAAAGACGUUCGGAUAUUAUGACGGAUAUAAGCGAAAGAGAUUUUUUAUAACGCGUUGUGAAAUAAAAAUUAUAUGUAUUGAAAUAUGUCGUGGUAAUAAUUUCAAAUCAAGCAAUAUUCCAUACUAAAUUGACAUACGUAA
Molecule: messenger RNA, 1687 nt
Organism: Achroia grisella
Lineage: Eukaryota; Metazoa; Arthropoda; Insecta; Lepidoptera; Pyralidae
Gene: tipE
Product: protein tipE
Exons: 4
Coding region: 309-1298 (329 amino acids)
Biological process (GO): regulation of sodium ion transport
Molecular function (GO): sodium channel regulator activity
Source: RefSeq, a predicted model, not a curated record